UCUUCUGACUGGCUUGCGGCCGUGCUGGCCGUGCGGCGUCGCGGUGUUUCCGUAUUUCUCGGAUGCGUGUGCCGCAUCUGUCGAGGGCUGUAGACAAGUUGACAAACGUUAGCUGCAGUAGAGAUGCCUCCACACUAGUGCCGCUUUCAUGAACAAGUCAGCCAGGUCCUUUCAAAGUGACAAGCAAUGGAUGUGAGCAAAGUGAGUCCGGAAUGGAGGAAACGAGUCCGUUCUGAGUACAUGAGGCUACGGCAGAUAAAGCGAUUUAAACGCCACGAUGAAGUGAUGGCAGCAUACAUGACGAACAGACGAUUCAUCAUCGAGACAGCUGCACUCUUGCAAAAACAACAGACAGACACCAAGGCGGUGGCUGUGUUUCCCACUGACGUCCCUCUUCACCUCCCCGUCAUGAAGAAGUGCGAAAUUGAGCUUGCAGAUGGUACCAAGCAGGCGUCACCUAUGCGAAUCAUGUAUGCUGUCAAUCCUAUCCCAACAAUGUACACCUGGGCACCAACUCAGCAGAAUUUUAUGGUGGAAGAUGAAACAGUGCUGCACAACAUUCCCUACAUGGGAGAUGAAAUCCUUGACCAAGAUGGCACAUUUAUUGAGGAACUGCUUAAAAAUUACGACGGCAAAGUUCACGGAGAUCGCGAUGCAGGCUCUGUGAAUGAUGAGCUUUUCCUAGAGCUCGUCCAUGCUCUCAUGACCUAUGAGGAUGAGCCGGGAACCACCAACAGGACACUCACUGAGAAAUGCGAGGAAAAAGCACCAUCUCCAUCAGACUUCAUUUUUGCUGCAAUUUGUUCGGUGUUUCCGGACAAAAGGACCCCAGAGGAGCUGAAAGAACGGUACCGGGAGUUGAUGGAAAAGGUGAAUCCUCCUUCCGUGCCACCCGAAUGCACUCCCAAUAUGGAUGGCCCAUUUGCACAGUCAGUACCGCGUGAGCAAAGCAUGCAUUCCUUCCGAACGCUCUUCUGCCGACGAUGCUUCAAGUAUGACUGCUUUCUACACACAAAUAGAGGGAUGGAUAUUCCUCCAGCAUUCCAUCCAGCACCAAGCCAGUACAAACGGAAGAGUUGCGACAUGAAGUUGGACACUGAACCUUGUGGCUCACAUUGCUACUUGCAUCUGGACUCUGUGAAGGCAAAGCUUCAAGCGAAGCUCAAAGAAGAGCGGGAGUCAACUGAGCAACGCAAAAUGCAAAAGCAGAUUUCAGUCGAUAGCGGAAACGAAGCAAGCGGUGAAGACAGCAAUGACAGCACACGUACCAACAGUAAGAAGAGUGACAGCUCUGAGAAAGACUCGGACAAGCCUGCCCAGAUGACCGUCAACAGCCUUUCCGGCAAAUCACUUGAGGGCAAAGCUGCUCGGCUCUUGGCUUCACUGGAGCCUGUGGUUCAACCAUCUCAGGAGGAACUACAAGAAGAGUGGUCCGGCGCAGAGCAGUCGCUCUUUCGGGUUCUGUGGAGAGUCUUCUAUGGCAACUACUGUGCCCUCGCCACACUUAUCCUCACCAAAACAUGCGCACAGGUGUAUGCAUUUGCCCAGCGUGAGCUGGCCGACCUUCCACCUGAAGAGCAUGUGCAUGACAGCACACCACCACGCAAGAAGAAGAAAAAGCACCGGCUGUGGUCCAUGCAUUGCCGCAAGAUCCAACUCAAGAAGGACAGCUCAUCCAACCACGUGUACAAUUACACGCCUUGCAACCAUCCUGGCCAGGCCUGUGACCAGAACUGCCCAUGCGUCAUGGCUCAGAACUUUUGCGAGAAGUUCUGCCACUGUAACUCUGACUGCCAGCAGCGGUUCCCAGGAUGUCGGUGCAAGGCCCAGUGCAACACCAAGCAGUGCCCUUGUUACUUGGCAGUCAGGGAGUGUGAUCCCGACCUCUGUCAAACAUGUGGAGCGGAUCAGUUUGAUGUGCAGAACAUUUCGUGCAAGAAUGUAAGUGUCCAGAGAGGCCUCCGGAAGCAUCUGCUGUUAGCACCUUCUGAUGUUGCUGGCUGGGGCAUUUUCUUGAAGGAGACUGCUCAGAAGAACGAGUUCAUCUCCGAGUAUUGUGGAGAGAUAAUUUCCCAAGAUGAAGCUGACAGACGUGGAAAGGUGUAUGACAAGUACAUGUGCAGUUUCCUCUUCAACCUCAACAAUGAUUUUGUGGUGGAUGCUACACGCAAAGGAAACAAGAUCAGGUUUGCUAAUCACUCCAUCAAUCCCAACUGUUAUGCCAAAGUGAUGAUGGUGAAUGGAGACCACCGCAUUGGAAUUUUUGCAAAGCGUCACAUUCAGUCCGGAGAAGAAUUGUUUUUCGACUACAGAUAUGGACCAACGGAGCAGCUCAAGUUUGUGGGCAUUGAACGGGAAUUGGAGUUUUUAUAACAUGCACCAUAGACGUAGACAUCAAAAGACCUUUUGCUAACUACCCCAGCACCAGGGAGCGUGCGCGAGUGUAGUUACACAGGCCGCACAUUCAUCCAGGCCUUAUAUUGGUUAUUUACUUUUAAUCUUUUAUACAGAUAAGGCAAGCACAUGUAGCAUGUGUACACCCACCGGCAAUAUGAAGGUGAACACCUUACCUGGUUUCUUGCCUGUUUUAUGGCUUCGUAAAGCUAUAUUAACAACCCAACGUCUCAAAUGGUCUGUGGCCGAGGGUCUGAACAUUGCGUUUUAGCCGUCUUCUAGAACAGAGCUUGUUCCAAAACUUGCAGGAGCAUCAAAAACAAGAAGAGGGCUGUUCACCUUCAUAUCACUCACGAGAGUAUCUACAUUCCCAGCAUUCUCCCUAACGCUUUGGUAAUUUGGCAAAAAGCCUAUACUGUUUGCAAUGUCUGAAAGUGGUACUGUACAUACUACCCAUCUUUAUGCAGAACAGCCUAGGGUUAACCUGCAAGCAUCUGAAGCAAACUGUUUUUUUGUUUUUUUUAUUCAUUAAUCAACACAAUUGCCACAUCUUUUUUGUUACCCAGAAUGCACACAAGUGCUACCCAUCUUUAUACAGAGCAGCCUAGGGUUAGCCUGCAAACAUCUGAAGCAAACUGUUUUUUUUUUUUUGUUUUUUUUUUAUUCGUUAUUCAACACAAGUGUUGCAUCUUUGUUGUUACCCUGAAUGCACGCAAGUGGGAAACCUACAGAUAUAAUCAUUGCAAGUAACAUUAAUUUUAUACUUUUUUCAGCAUCAAUCCAUUGUUUACCGCUCGCACAUCAAUAAAGUUUGACACCAUUUUUCCAAA
Ixodes scapularis (black-legged tick) is the source of this 3224-nucleotide messenger RNA. It is a transcript of the gene E(z), whose product is annotated as histone-lysine N-methyltransferase EZH2. Gene Ontology annotation, biological process: chromatin remodeling. Gene Ontology annotation, molecular function: protein binding; histone H3K27 methyltransferase activity. The record is from RefSeq and is a predicted model, not a curated record. Lineage: Eukaryota; Metazoa; Arthropoda; Arachnida; Ixodida; Ixodidae. The coding region runs from base 187 to 2373 and encodes 728 amino acids. The transcript has 19 exons.